UGACGGAAAAGAAAAGAAAAACAAAAGGAUAUGAGACCCAAACCCUCCUAGACUAAACCAUGCCUUAAACCCUCCUCUCCUUUUCUCUCUAUUUUUUUUUUCUCUCUGAAGAAGGCGAUUAAGGGAUACAAAUAUGAACAAUGUUAAAAUCCCCAAGGUGCCAAGGGCAGUUCCCGCUUUGGCUAUGGUGGGACUCGUUGGAGGGGUAGGUCUGUAUGCUGCCUUUAACAGUUUGUACAAUGUUGAGGGAGGCAGUAGAGCCAUUGUGUUCAAUCGUCUUGUUGGCGUCAAAGAAAAGGUUUAUCCUGAAGGAACACAUUUGAUGAUUCCUUGGUUUGAAAGGCCUAUCAUUUACAAUGUUCGUGCACGUCCUCAACUUAUUGAGAGUACUUCCGGGAGUCGCGACCUCCAAAUGGUCAAGAUUUCUCUUCGAGUCCUUACACGCCCAGUGGCAGAUCAGUUGCCUACUAUCUACCGAACGCUUGGUGAGAACUAUAAUGAGAGAGUACUGCCUUCUAUAAUCCAUGAAACUUUGAAAGCCGUGGUUGCACAAUAUAAUGCAAGCCAGCUCAUCACUCAGAGAGAGGCUGUUAGUCGUGAAAUUCGGAAACUAUUGACAGAGAGAGCAGCCACCUUCAACAUUGCACUGGACGAUGUUUCCAUUACGAACCUAACUUUUGGGAAGGAGUUUACAGCUGCAAUUGAGGCAAAGCAAAUCGCGGCACAAGAAGCUGAGAGGGCCAAGUUCGUUGUGGAGAAAGCGGAGCAGGACAAGAGAAGUGCAAUUAUCAGAGCACAGGGUGAGGCCAAGAGUGCCCAUCUGAUUGGUGAAGCUAUUGCCAACAACCAGUCGUUCAUCACUCUACGAAAGAUUGAAGCUGCAAGGGACAUUGCACAUGUAAUAUCAAAAUCUGCUAACAAGGUGCUCUUGAAUUCAGACGAGCUUUUGCUGAACCUUCAGGGGAUGAAUCUGGGAGGCAACUCUACUAGGAAGAAAUGAAAAGUAGAGAGGUUAAUGUUCUAAGCUCUUCUUUUGGUGAUGGAUUUACAAUUUUUAAUUAGCAAGACUGGAAAAUUAUUGCUAGUAUAAAUAGCGCUUUCCUGCUUUAUAGUAUAUUAUGCUAAAGCAUGAGAGCAAAUUAGCCCUUCACAUAUUUGAAGAUGGCAUAUCUAGUCUCAAACUGUUAUGUAGAUGGAAAACUUGAUUUUAUUUUCUUGCCAUUCUUGGAUGAUGAAUUCUCUAUAUACUACUAUGAUGCUGAAUGGAACAGAAUUACAUUUC
Messenger RNA from Cornus florida, 1282 nucleotides. Its product is annotated as prohibitin-1, mitochondrial-like. Gene Ontology annotation, biological process: mitochondrion organization. Bases 134 to 1000 code for a protein of 288 amino acids. The record is from RefSeq and is a predicted model, not a curated record. The transcript is spliced from 6 exons. Gene Ontology annotation, cellular component: membrane; mitochondrion. Lineage: Eukaryota; Viridiplantae; Streptophyta; Magnoliopsida; Cornales; Cornaceae.